UCCGCGCUUCCUGGUGCAUCAUGCCCGCGCUAUACUCCGACUCCGAGACGACCAUGGUGACUUCCACCCCUGUCCCUAUACAUCCCCGGGGGUCGUCAUCCCUUGGGACAGGUCGUCGUAGCAGAGUGAGGGGUCGUCGGUUAUCAUCAGGGCUGAACACAAUGCCGGAGAAGCUGUUCAAAGUUAUUGUGAUUGGUGAUCCAACAGUAGGCAAGACCUCAUUUGUGCAACGCUACGUCCAGAACACUUACCGCAAAGACUACAAGGGUACUGUCGGUGUGGACUUUGCCCUAAAGAUACUCAAGUUAGGAGAUAGCCAAACAGUAAAGCUACAGCUUUGGGAUAUCGCAGGUCAGGAGAGAUUUACAUGGAUGACCAGAGUGUACUACAAGGAUGCUCAUGGAUGUGUCAUCAUGUUUGAUCUUACCAACAAAAACUCCUUUGUAAAUACUUUGAAGUGGAAGAAAGACGUUGACUCAAAAUGUACAUUACCGGAUGGAAGCCCAAUACCAUGUAUGCUCCUUGCAAACAAGUGUGAUCUACAAAGUCAAAGACAAGUGGAUCAGAUGGAGAUUGAGACAUUUUACAAGCAGCACAACUUUAUCGGCUGGACCGAAACUUCGCCAAAGGAAGGACUUAUGGUUAACGACUCAAUGAGAUUCCUUGUAGACGUCAUGAUCAAGCAAGAAGGAAAUCAAAGCUUUAGCUCCAGUGAAUCCUCCGAGUACAUAUCACUAACGGGGCCAGGACCUCAGUCGAAGAAGUCCUGCUCCUGCUAACUUCUCAGUACCUAGUACCAAACACUGGUAUACUCUUGAUACCCGUCCAACGACCGUUUUUGUUAUAUCUUGUGUAUAAAGUACGUUUUGUUAUAAUAAAAGCUUUAUCUUAAACAA
Messenger RNA from Macrosteles quadrilineatus (aster leafhopper), 896 nucleotides. RefSeq names its product ras-related protein Rab-7L1-like. Bases 21 to 779 code for a protein of 252 amino acids. Lineage: Eukaryota; Metazoa; Arthropoda; Insecta; Hemiptera; Cicadellidae. Gene Ontology annotation, molecular function: GTPase activity; GTP binding. The transcript is spliced from 5 exons. Gene Ontology annotation, cellular component: Golgi apparatus; vesicle; trans-Golgi network. Gene Ontology annotation, biological process: vesicle-mediated transport. The record is from RefSeq and is a predicted model, not a curated record.